AUGCACCUCCAUUUCGAUGCGUGUUCAGUGUCACCUGAUCUCGACAACGACUGCUUCCUCAGGAGAGGUCGGUCGCAGAGGUUGCCUCUGUUCGACGCAAUAAUCAACAGGGACUUCGAGAAAGUCAUGACGUCAUGCAUUCUUCUCGCUGACGUCAAUGCAGUCGAUCACCAAAAGAACACACCGCUGUUGCGUGCCUUGAAGGAUUCAGAGGUGUGUUGGGACAUCGUUGAAGUUCUGCUGCAAUGUGGUGCCAAAAUCAAGCUGGAUUCGGACAACGAGGUGUCGCCCGUCGACCUCAUGCCAGAGCUGCAACGACUGCAGGCGUUCAUCGUCACGUACUUGGUGCAGGUGGCUUGCAGGUGGAGCAACGGCAGAAAGGAGCUGUCGCCUCCGUUCGUUUCCGGCAGAAAGGCUGCGAACAUUAGAAGGGAUGGCUGCGAUAUUCGCGACAGACCCAGCCGUCCACGAAUGCUGGCCAGUCGGUCAUUUUUUACAAGAAAAUUCAAAAACAAACCCGAAGAUGUCAGAUCUGAAGAGAUGGACGGAGUUAAGGCCUUGAGCAUUUUGUCCCAAAUGGCCACUAACGACGAGUGCUCGUUGCCCAUAAUCACCGCCUUACUUAGCGAAGUAGAGGUGAUCACGAAGAUUGCGGCCAAGCGACAAAACGAUAAAGUGUACCAGAUUCUUCUUUCCUCGCUGCUGGCCCAAAUCCUGAUGGCUUCUGGAAAAACAAGCGGCAGUUCAAAACGAGGAACGGGACACUUGGCAGACGUCGUCGUCAAGGUUGUCGAAUUUGCGUCCAACAUUCUUGGCCGCACACAUAACUGCAUGGAAUUUGCUGCUCUCUACAUUCUCAGCAAGGUCGGUUGGUGUCAUUUGCAACAUGAGGAUGUCUGA
This is a messenger RNA of Soboliphyme baturini, 900 nucleotides long. NCBI's taxonomy places the organism in Eukaryota, Metazoa, Nematoda, Enoplea, Dioctophymatida, Soboliphymatidae. The record is from the annotation of a GenBank genome assembly.